Parasteatoda tepidariorum (common house spider) is the source of this 3292-nucleotide messenger RNA. RefSeq lists its product as uncharacterized. NCBI's taxonomy places the organism in Eukaryota, Metazoa, Arthropoda, Arachnida, Araneae, Theridiidae. The record is from RefSeq and is a predicted model, not a curated record.
ACCUUUAAUGGCAGUGGUUGUUAAAGAAGGUCUCAAGAUUGUGAAGAAAGAAGAAGACUAUAAACCUUCCGCUGUACAAGUCGCCUGUACGACAGAAGCUAUAAUGGGAAUUGUAAAGUUUCGAAAACCUUUUUAUGGUCUUCUCUAUGCCAAAGAUUAUUUUGAAGAUUCCUGUACAGCCAGGGGAAAUGGCUCAAGAGAGAUUCAUCUUGUGAUUCCAACUAAUGAAUGCGGAUCUAUUUCGGUCAAAAAUACAGAGGGUAAACAAGAAUUCCAAGUUUCCUUAUACUUACAACAUGACAAAAAACUCCAACAAGUCUACGAUGAAAUGCUUCAUUUACGUUGUGUACCAGCUACAGUAACGGUUGUAAUGGUUAAAAUGAAUCAGGAAGGAUCGAAUAACUCUGCCGAGUUUACAGAUCAUUCAAAAGAUAGUUCUUACCUACCAAUCCUAUCACGAAGUUUAGAACAUUCCGUAUUUUCUGCAGAAAAACCAAAUGAGAAUCUUUUAAAGAACUCCGGGAGCAACAACGAAUCGUCCCUAACACAAAAUCCUGCUGUUUGGAAAAGAUCUUAUCCAGAUUUCGUUAAUGACUUCAAUUCAACUUUAAAAAGUGAGGAGAGACCGUCUCAUAUCAAUCAGUUAUCGUCUUCAAAAUUGUCUUUUCGGAUUUUAUCGAAGAAAAUGCCCCAUUCGGAAUUCCUAAAGAGUCUUCAGCGACCACUUAUUGAACAUUCGUUUGUGGUAUUGGAAAGUGACAUUGAUCCUGACAUGAAAAUGAUUGUUAUGCGAGGAGAAAUGGAAGAAUUAGAGAACAGUGAUAACCCAUCUGAAAUUGUCGACACAGUCACUUUAAAAAUUCUCUAUAAGAAUCCAAAAAAUAUUCAAACGAAAAUUGCUGACUGUAAUGCUUUUGAUGAAACAGGGCGAAAAUACGAACUUCUCGAUUCUAAUGGGUGUAUUGCAAACGAAACAUUUUUAUCAAACUUGACAGAAACUUAUGAUUCAGAGACUUCGACUCAAGCAGCAUUUGUUACAUUGAAUGCAACAGCUUUUCCUGAAAUGCAACGAUUGAAUAUAUCCUGCCACCAACUUUCCUGUGAUAAACAGUGUAACAGAGAUUACAUGAGCCAAAAGGAAGAGACUACAGAAAAAAGCUAUCAGCAUUUUGGGAAAGGAAACUUUAGAAUGAACAAGCAAAUUUUCCAAAGGAAUUCUCAUGCUGAACCCGAAUCACAUGCUGAAUUAGAUUUACAUAAAAAGCAUUUUAAAGAAACUUUCCAUGAUGGAACAGCUCAUUCUGAAAAUUUAAAAAAAGGAAUCGUUAAAGAGAAUGUGUCUCAUUCCAAGUUAGCACCUCAUUCCACGACGUCUGAUUUUCAAGGAGCCGAGCUAAUGACUUCAGAUGCUGGCAUAGAAAAUUGCUUAAACUCAACACGAAUCAUUCUGAUUGUAAGCAUAUUACUGUCCUUCCUGAUAAUAUCAUUGGUGGUAACUAUCUGCACGUGCGUUAGAUCGCGUGAAUUGAAUCGAAGAUUAAUGCAAAGAAGAAUGAUUCCUUUUCUGAAAAUUCCUCAGUACAGUCCAUGACUAGAAAAGAAAAGUGAACAAGACUCUGUCGGGGUUUCAACAAAGAAAUUCGGAACUUACAAGCCUCCCCCACGAGUACAUGUUUGUCAAUGAGAUGUGUUAAAAGACUAUUUAAGUUAUGUUCAUUGAUCUUUUUUCUUGAAUCAGCUACAUCUUUCUAAAUAUAUUGCUGAUUUUAUUAGGUUUCAAGUCAGAUUUCCUCUUUCUAACUUGUUUUUAAUUUAAAAUGUCAUUAAAAAGUGGGUGUCACAGGAUUUGCCAUUUUGUGUGAUGCAAGCAAACCUGUUAGUUUUAAAUAUUAACUCACGGAGAAAUACGGUAAUUGAAUGCAUUUAUAAAUAGAAGAAGUUUUUUGAUACGAAUGAAUUAUUCUCUGAAAAAAUUAUGUAGCACUUUAAAUUCAACGAUAGUCAUACACUAUCAAAAAGCUCAUUUUUUGUCACAUAUGAAAGAGAUAUGAGUCUUAAAGUGCUUAUAGAAUCAUUAUAAAGCAUUAAUUAGAAGGGAUACUUGUACCAUUAUGCAGAUAUUUAAGAAAAACCAACAUAUUAUCGUAGCAUUUUAUUUUGUCUAAUUUAAUAAAAUGAGUUGAUGCAGGAAAACACUGAAAAAAUUGCUUUAAAAGGUAGAUUAACAAAGAUAUCAGUGUCAUAAAAGAGGCAUUUAAAAACAAUCUACUUUUUCUCCAUAUGUUUACCUUCGUAAUAUGUAAAAGAAAUAAGAUUUGACUACAUUUUAAAUUGCUGGCAAAACCGCUUUUGUCAUAAUAUAUAUGAAAAAAAUAGUAAAAGUUAAAAUAAAGUUAACCGCAAUAUCAAUGAUAAUUUUUUUAAACUUAAAACAAAAAUUUGUUUUUAGAUAAUGUCAUCAAAAAUACUAUUUAAAUGUACGAGAACAAACGUACGACUGUAUUGCUAAAUGUGCAAGUUCACGAUUACCAAUUUUCAACUAUGUGGCCUUAUAAUUUUGAAUCCAAUUCAGAAUGCAAGAGAACUCCUGGAUCAGUACCCCCAGAUGUAUUGAUUUGUUAUUGGAACUUGGAGGACUUUGUGACUCCGACAGACUUAGAUUGUGCCAGUCACCAUAUAAUGCACCGGGGAUUCUUCGGCCGGCAGGAUUUGGACUCCGAACAUGAGUUCAACACCUACCAAUUAGGCUAUCCCAGCUAUGUUAUCAUAGUUAUUAUCGAAGAUUACAUUCUCAAAAGCUGAGAUUUAAAUGUUGUAUCAUAGCAGCUAGUUUGCAUAGCUCGCCUAUUUGUAUGUCAAAUGAGUAAAUUAUGCUAAAACAGCUAUUUCUGUGCCUAUUUAAAUUUAGUGUUCGACAAUAAUUAUUCGAAAACAUAUAAUUAGGAUAAUUUAGAAAAAUAAAAGUACUGAUUUUAAAACACAUGAACAGAGAAUUCAUCUAAGAGAAGCACCCUUUGCAGAGUUCAAUGGGGGUGGGGUUCUUUACAAUUCUCAAUGUUUAUGUAGUGCCCUACCUUCGCUCCUGGUUUGUACACGAAGUUCUGAGACUCUCUAUAUUAAUUAUACACUACCCUACAUUAAUUGAAGAAACACUUUCAAUUUUUGAGAUUUUUUAAAAAUUUAUCAAGAAAUACUCAAAGGAUAAUUUUAUAACUUUAUUGAUGUUUAGGUCAUGUCUUGUACUUAUGGAUAAAGUUUAAAGCUUUCAGAGAUUUGGGAAACCGGCAAUAAA